AUGCUGAGGAAGAUGGUGAUGAUGAGGAGGAUCCUCCAUGUGAAGGGAGAUGUGAUGUGUACGAUGCUGCUACUGGUGCUGUUCUGCUUGCUGCUCUACGCCCGCCAGGUCUUGGUGUCCUCUGGGUGGGACACACCUGCGUGGAAGCUGGAGAUCCACAGCUCCACCAGCUCCAGCCGAACCCUGCUGGGAGCCAACGCAGCCAAAGUAGUCCAGGCGUCUCCAGGGUUACCAUCCAGCCCUUCAGCGCCACAGCUGCUUCCAUGCAGGCCCCAGGCCAAGUUGAAACCUACUCAGUCCAAGUCAAAGCCUACUCAGCCCAAGUCCAAACCUCAGGUCAAAUCUAAGGGAAAAUCCAAGUCGCGACGGAAGAAUGUCACGCCGACCAAGGCCCCUGGCAAUCCUCUACCCACACUGCCGCCAUUUGACUUUGAGAGUUAUCUGAGAGAGAAGGAUAACAGAAAAUUUAGGCUGCUCAUAGAUCAGCCGGAGAAAUGUCACAUUGGAGGAGCAGAGGAAGAAGAAGGAAGAGGCAAAGGGUCUACUACUGCUCCCUACAUGCUCAUUGCAGUGAAAUCUGUUGCUGCAGACUUUGAUAAGCGGCAGGUGGUACGUCGGACCUGGGGUAAAGAAGGACAUUUCCAAAAUGGCGUGUCCAUCCGUACUCUUUUCCUACUGGGGGUUCCCAGGAAUCGGACUGCCUUGCCCUUGUGGGAUCGGCUUCUGGAAUACGAGAGUCAAACCUUUAGGGACAUCCUGCUGUGGGACUUUGACGACACCUUCUUCAACCUGACACUGAAGGAAACGCACUUUCUGGAAUGGGUCAACAGCACCUGUCCUCAUGUCGAGUUCAUCUUCAAGGGUGAUGCCGAUGUGUAUGUGAAUAUAGAAAACAUACUAGAGAUGCUUCAAGGUCAAAAGCCAGACGAGGAUCUUUUUGUUGGUGAUAUUAUUUUCCAUGCUAAACCCAUUCGACGCCGCAGUUCCAAGUACUAUGUGCCAGAAUUUAUGUAUGGAGCGGGUUUGUACCCAUCUUAUGCUGGUGGAGGAGGGUUUGUGAUGUCUGGGUAUACAGCUCGGAGACUUAGCUCUGCCUGUCAACAGGUGGAAUUGUUUCCCAUUGAUGACGUCUUUCUAGGAAUGUGUCUUCAGCUGAUUGGCGUUAAACCAUCUCGACACCAGGGUUUUCGGACUUUUGGAAUUCCCCGACCAUCUGCAGCGCCGCACCUUCAGACAUUCGACCCUUGUUUCUACAGAGAACUCAUGGUUGUUCACAGCCUCAGUGUGCCUCAGAUAUGGCUCAUGUGGAACCUGCUGCACGACCCCAAACUGAGCUGCCACAACAGGACCAACCCAACGUCUGGGCCCUUCAGGUGGAGGGGGAAGGUGGGAGAUGCAGAAGUUGAGACUGACUAUGGUGAGAAGCAGGUGUUUGUCACGCAUUAG
Messenger RNA from Scomber japonicus (chub mackerel), 1446 nucleotides. It is a transcript of the gene b3gnt9, whose product is annotated as UDP-GlcNAc:betaGal beta-1,3-N-acetylglucosaminyltransferase 9. Gene Ontology annotation, molecular function: hexosyltransferase activity. Lineage: Eukaryota; Metazoa; Chordata; Actinopteri; Scombriformes; Scombridae. The transcript has 6 exons. Gene Ontology annotation, cellular component: membrane. The record is from RefSeq and is a predicted model, not a curated record. Bases 1 to 1446 code for a protein of 481 amino acids.